Molecule: messenger RNA, 639 nt
Organism: Miscanthus lutarioriparius
Lineage: Eukaryota; Viridiplantae; Streptophyta; Magnoliopsida; Poales; Poaceae
Source: the annotation of a GenBank genome assembly
AUGGAUGCACGGCUGCACUACUCCAGGCGACUCCUGCUACAGCUGCAGGGGCCGGCAGCGUGCCCGUCGCCCGUCCCCGCGGCGCCCAGCGCCGCCGUUCCGGACGCUCGGCCGGGCCCGGCAGCGGCAGGCGAACUCAACUCCGACACGAUCCUCACCCUCGCGCUCCUCACGUGCGGCCUCGUCGCGGCGCUCACGUUCCGCGUCGUGCUCCAGUGCGCGCUCCGCGUCACGCGCGGCGCGUGCUGCGGCGGAGCCGCCGACGCACAGGACGACGACGACGACGACCCCGAGGAGCAGGAGGAGCGGCACGCGGGCGGAGGCGCGGGGCCGGCGGAGCAGCUGCAGGCCGCGGCGGCGCGGCACGCGCACGGGAGGAAGCAGCUGCAGCUGCUCCCGGCGGCGCUGGUGGAGGCACUGCCGUGCCUGGCGUUCUCGGCGGGGCUGGAGCUGGUCGGGUCGUCGCAGUCGGAGUGCACCAUCUGCCUCGCCGAUUUCGCGCGCGGGGAGGCGGCGCGCGUGCUGCCGCGCUGCAACCACGGCUUCCACGCGCAUUGCAUUGACCGCUGGCUCGCGGCGCGGCCGACGUGCCCCACCUGCAGACAGGCGCCGUUUGACGAGCCCACCGCGUUUCUGUAG